CCAGACUAGAGGAAAUCGUCUCCUUCUACCUUUGUAAGACUCACCCAACAUAUCUUGCAACGCAUCACCAUCUCAAUGCCACAGCAACCAGUGCGCAUCAUUGGAGCGGGAAUCGGAGGCCUAACGCUCGGGCGCUGUCUUCUCAAGCACGGGGUUCCAGCGGUACUUUAUGAGCGAAUGCCUUCAACCCCCCGCCAUAGUUAUGGCGUCACGCUUCACGCGUCGUCGUAUAUGCCACUUCUGGAUAUCCUGGGCCUGGAUGAACUCACCUUCAGGCGUCGUACAGCCGUAGAUGGAUCGCUGGGUGGUAAUGGGAACAUUGAAUCGACAUCCAUGGUCUAUCCUGGGAAUCUAAUUUCCACCUCGUUUCGCGCCCAUCGCGAAAAGCUGGAGAAAUUGCUUAGCGAGGGCCUCGAUGUCCAAUGGGAGCACUCCCUAGAAAAGGUGGAAGAAACACCGUCGGGAGUGGCCUUAUACUUACGAAAUGGACAAAAGGUUGAGAGCUCGUGUGUUGUUGGAGCUGACGGACCGCACUCAAAUAUUCGAAAAUCCCUCUCUCCUAACACGCCAUUCGGUAUUCUCCCAUAUGUCGCCUUCAAUGGCAAACGAUGGGUAAAGCGUGCUGUAUUCGACAGCAUCUACGCCCCAGCAUUCAAGGAGUCAAAUGUUAUCGAGAUGAAAAUAUACGACCUUGUCUUGAAUAUAUCGGUUAAUGAGCAACAGGCAGAUGUGGUGAGCGUGAGCUGGAUCUUCUCGCGUCCAGCCAGAGGCUCUACCGAUCCUCUUCACAAGCCCAACCGCCCAGUGUCAGGAGCAACAGAUAUCCCAGAGGAGUUUUUUGACGAAGUAGCGGCCCUUAGUGGGCUGAGCCAGCCAUUUAAAGAAGUUUUGAUGCAGAAAAACUGAGGAUGGAGAGGGUUUUGCAUUGGCUUAUGCGUACAGUUCUCGUCAAACAGCAGGAGCUUCACGCAUUCGCCAAGAAGGGCGUCUUUUUUAUGGGUGAUUCUGUGCAUGCAGAGCCUAUCCUAGGAGGAGAAGGCGCAAACAAUGCUAUCAUGGACGGCAUCGAACUUGCAAAAUGCAUCUCUGCCUCUGGCCCAAGUGGUAUCCUAUCGUGGUACGAAUCCAGAUAUCCGGUAUGGGAGAGGGGCAUUCGCAAAAGCGAAAAUGCCAUCAUUGCGAUGCAUAAUAGCCAGAAUGCUGUUCUCUAGCGAUAAUCUCUAAAAUAGUUCUUAUAAAAGCUGAUCCGAUAAUAAGUGUCUGGUAUCUACUACAUUCCCAGUGGCGCAUUCUUUGUAUACAAACAUACCAGCGUGUUGUUAGACCU
Molecule: messenger RNA, 1327 nt
Organism: Trichoderma asperellum CBS 433.97
Lineage: Eukaryota; Fungi; Ascomycota; Sordariomycetes; Hypocreales; Hypocreaceae
Molecular function (GO): FAD binding
Source: RefSeq, a predicted model, not a curated record